AUUAUUAUUAUUAUUUUUAAAUUUUUCUGUGAUGGUUUUAAACCAGGUAACUAGAUUUUAUGCUAUCCUUGUAGUUAUUAGGGUUUUCUUUUAUGUUUUUCCUAUUUACUGGAAUUUGCUUAAAUUUUUAUUCCGAGAUUUGAAGGUAAGUAGAUAGCAAAAAUUUGGGUUUAGGCUUUGAUUUCUACCCUGAAUUUGAAACCCAUCCGUUGAAAGUUAAAGCUCAGUGCAAAAAUGUUUGCUUUUCUGGGGAUACUUGGAUAAGCUACUGUUUAUUUCGCGAAGAAAUUAUCUCAGUCAGUGUGAAAAAUUAAAUCUUUGGAGGGUUUUAGAGUCGUUCAUUCUCGGUGGUACUGAUGGUGAUCUAAGUGAAUUUUAAUUUUUUUGGUUUGACAAAAAAAAAAUCUUCCAGGGAAGGGAUUAUAAUUAUAUAGAAUUUUAGUACAAAAAUGUCAGGAUCUGAGACAGGAGUAAUGACAAGUAGAGAGCCUUUCAGCGUGGGCCUCCAGAAAAGUCCGCUACCAUCACAGCCGGUCAUACAGAACAUGCGUUUAGUGUAUAGUGCUGACGGGACAGCUGUUUACAAGCCCAUGGCCGCCACGUCACCUUCAUACCAGUCGUCCGGCGUUGGCGUUGAGACCGGCGCCGGAGCUGUUGGCGGUGGGGAUGGCGGCGGAGAUGGUUCAGCGGGUGGGGCUAUAGUGCCACAGGGGAUAAAUAGUGAGCCAAUGAAGAGGAAAAGAGGGAGGCCUAGGAAAUAUGGGCCAGAUGGCAGCAUGGCAUUGGGUCUGGCACCUGCACCUCCUGCUGUCACGGUAACCCAGUCUAGUGGAGGAGGAGGAGGAUUUUCACCGCCGCCGCCGCCUGGUUCUACAGUUGGCCCUCAUGCUUCAGGAGGAUCCGCCUCACCCACUUCCUUGAAGAAAGCCAGAGGCAGACCACCAGGUUCAAGCAAGAAGCAUCAGUUGCAAGCAUUAGGAUCAGCUGGGUUUGGAUUCACACCACAUGUUAUCACUGUGAAAGCUGGAGAGGAUGUAUCGUCAAAAAUAAUGUCGUUUUCUCAGCAUGGUCCAAGAGCAGUUUGUAUCCUGUCAGCAAAUGGAGCCAUAUCUAAUGUUACACUUCGUCAGCCAGCCACAUCUGGUGGAACUGUAACGUAUGAGGGGCGGUUUGAAAUUCUUUCACUUUCUGGUUCAUUUCUUUUAUCUGAAAAUGGUGGUCAGCGUAGUAGAACUGGGGGUUUAAGCGUGUCUUUAUCUGGACCAGAUGGUCGUGUUUUAGGUGGUGGUGUUGCAGGGCUUCUAACAGCUGCUUCCCCAGUUCAGGUAGUUGUUGGGAGUUUUAUUACAGAUGCUUGCAAGGAAUCAAAGAUAGCAAACAUGGAACCUUUAUCUGUUACACCAAAACUUGUAGCUGUUACCGGACCAACUGGGGCCAGCAGUCCACCGUCCCAUGGAACUCUUAGCGUGUCUUCAGGUGGCCCAGGGAGCCCACUUAACCAGAGUACAGGAGCAUGCAAUAACAAUAAUCCGCAAAGUAUGCCAUGGAAGUGAAUCCUUUGUAACUUGUUUCAUUUAUACUAAUUUGUGUAGAAGGAAAGAGCAAUAAUAUCGUGUUUUGCAAUCUCCUGGAAGUCUCUACCUACGUUUGUAGUUUCAGCUUAGUGUAAGUUUGGUAGAAUAAGGAGCGUAGAGUGAAAAUUUAAACUUACCUUAUGUAGGUUAUUACAGUCUUAGAUUGUUAAAUCAGUUGGUAAGAGGAGCGAGUGAUACAUAGAAUUAGAGGAAAACAUUGUGCUUCAAAGUAGUCUUUAGGUUAGGACGAGAUGAUGAUGUAGCUUAGCUUGUAAGUGGUGGUUUAUUGUAGUUUGUUGUUGUUGUCGUCUAUAAUGUAUGUUUAACUUGAUCUUUGUUUCCCUAAUGAUGAAGAUGGUAAUUGGUACCAAUGUUCCUACAA
Messenger RNA from Ziziphus jujuba (common jujube), 1956 nucleotides. Its product is annotated as AT-hook motif nuclear-localized protein 10. The transcript has 5 exons. The record is from RefSeq and is a predicted model, not a curated record. NCBI's taxonomy places the organism in Eukaryota, Viridiplantae, Streptophyta, Magnoliopsida, Rosales, Rhamnaceae. The coding region runs from base 450 to 1553 and encodes 367 amino acids. Gene Ontology annotation, molecular function: minor groove of adenine-thymine-rich DNA binding.